AUGGAUCAGCCGGGUUUGGCACACCAUGUCUCGUUUCAUGUUCAUGAAGAGGAUCAUGAUCGUUUACAUCUCACAAAACCACCUGCCAUUAUUCUACGAUCGCUAAGUAAAAGCGAUCCACAUCUAAGCAUUCCUCAUCUUCUUAUGAGCCAGGAUGAAGAUCACCCGUCUUUGAACCGUAUCGUAUCCGGUUUGUUUCAUGUAGGAAGUGCACUUCGCACUCCCAACACUUCUUGCGGAAAUUUCGAGGGUAUUGUUAUGAGCAGUUCGGGUGAUCACCAUCAGAAUCCGUCAGUUGUGGCGACACAUCUUCCCAGUGAUAGUCACUGUUCCGAUGGUUUUGUCGCUUCAGGGUCGUCUUCAGUACAUCCUCUGUCAACAGGCUCUCCUGAUGGUCAUGAUAAUAGCACAAACCAGAGUCAUAGUGUGUUUGGGAAAAUGUUCCAUCGUGGAUUCUUCUCAAAACCUGUUAUGCGCUCGGAAGAAGAGAGCUAUCGUUACCUAAUGGCUCUGGAUCGCUAA
This is a messenger RNA of Angiostrongylus costaricensis, 522 nucleotides long. Lineage: Eukaryota; Metazoa; Nematoda; Chromadorea; Rhabditida; Metastrongylidae. The record is from the annotation of a GenBank genome assembly.